This is a messenger RNA of Talpa occidentalis (Iberian mole), 3652 nucleotides long. It is a transcript of the gene MRPS12, whose product is annotated as mitochondrial ribosomal protein S12. Gene Ontology annotation, molecular function: structural constituent of ribosome. Lineage: Eukaryota; Metazoa; Chordata; Mammalia; Eulipotyphla; Talpidae. Gene Ontology annotation, biological process: translation. Bases 240 to 659 code for a protein of 139 amino acids. Gene Ontology annotation, cellular component: small ribosomal subunit; ribosome. The record is from RefSeq and is a predicted model, not a curated record. The transcript is spliced from 4 exons.
AGCUCCCCCUUGCGGAGCUCCAGGGCGCGGGCCGCCUCUUCGGGGCAUGCGCACAGCGGCUCCAUGUCCAGACGCAACUUCUGGGCCGGAGCCCCCGACCAGCCACUAAAGGCCACAAACGUCGUGCUAUGGACGCAGCCAUCUUGGAUAGGGGACGUGGAGUCACGCACUCUUCGUCCCACCCUCUUUGCGUUUAGACCAAUUGCAGAGCUGUGGUCCCGGACGCUGCAGGCGGCGGGAUGUCCUGGUCCGGCCUUCUGCGUGGCCUCAAGACGUCCCUAAGUUAUGGCCUAGCCCUCGCCCCCCGGCCCUGGGCCACCCGUGCCAUGGCCACCCUGAACCAGAUGCACCGCCGGGGGCCUGCAAAGUGGGCGCCGGCCCGGCCAGGCCCUACGGAAGGCCGGCCACAGCUGAAGGGCGUGGUUCUGCGCACCUUCAUCCGCAAGCCCAAAAAGCCCAACUCGGCCAACCGCAAGUGCUGCCGCGUGCGGCUUAGCACAGGCUACGAAGCCGUCUGCUUCAUCCCCGGGGAGGGCCACAGCCUGCAGGAGCACCACGUCGUGCUGGUGCAGGGUGGCCGCACCCAGGACCUGCCAGGCGUCAAGCUCACUGUCGUGCGAGGAAAGUAUGACUGUGGCCACGUGCAGAAGAAGAAGUGACCGUGGGACCAGGCGGGCGGGGCUUGUAGGAACAGAACCUGCCUCCCUGGGCUCCUGCGGCGUCCUUGGAAAGCAAGUCCAGCUCUGGCAGCAGCCACUCCUGGGAUCAAAUCCUGGCUCUGCCUCCUCCAUCGGGACUGGCCUGUCAGGGCCCGGAUGUGUUGUCAUGGGGUACACUUCUGCCUGGACAAGACACUGUACUGCCUGCCCUCUGCUGGGAAGGGGUUGCAAUAAACACGUUCUCCAGGUGGUCAUGUGGACCCCUAGUGCUGUGGGCCCUCACGGUGGCCCUUGCCACUGGCAUCCCUGUUGGGCCUUUGUUUCCUACACCAAAAAUAGCUCCACUUGCAGUAACUCCUCUGUCAUGUUUGCAUGACACAGGCUGUAUAGGCCUCACCUCGCGUGCAGGGGGCUAUUGUGUUAAAGGUGGGAGUCAGGAGGCCUGGCAAGCUUCCUCCUGAAAAAUAGCAGUUGCUGUAAUGUUGGUGACAAAGGAAUGUUGAAAGGAUUGAAUGGGGUGGCCAUCCCCGCAUGGGAGCCCUCUGCCUGUGCUGGUCUCAGACUCCCACACCUUUCAACGCCUGCCUCCUCCUGAUUGUUCCGUGACAUGGGGUUUAUUUGUUCCCCCUGCUGGGCCUGUUUCCUCCUUUGGAAAAUGGAACCAAGAGUAAAACUGGCCUCACCUGAUCAUGUACUCUGCCCCUGGGAGCUGGGAGCUGUGCUGAUAGGUCUGGGCCUGGAGCCCCACUUGGGUCCUGCCUCCGCUGCUUCCUGGCCUAGUUGCCUCAGGCAGGCUGUUUUCAGCCUUGAGUCUGUUCCUCCCUGGACUGAACGGUGGAGGUCACAUGCAUGUCCCAGAGCUGUUGGGAGAACUGUAGAGAACCCAAUGAGCACUUUCAGCAACUUCCUGGUUCUCUGAGCCCCGGGCUUAGCAUACCCCCUAAAGUUCUCGCUUUUGGAAACAUUCCACUAGGCCUUUCAGGAUCAGAGCCUGCUGCAGGCAAGUAAAUGGAUCAGAUGAAAACCCCCAUCACCACAUGUUUAGCACCAAUUUUAUUGUGCCAGUUUGGUUGCUGUGCCCAGCUGGGGAGGUAGCGGGGCCCCUGGGGUCAGAACAGGAGAGCUUUCCUUCCCAGCAGGCCUUGCUCCUGGAGCCCCUGUGCAUGUGGACUUGAAUGUGGAGGAGGUAAUGGCCAGCAGGAGGCGAGCUGCCCCAUGGGCGGAGCAGGAGGUAGCCAUGGGGGACUGUGUAAGGGGUCAGUGGAUACUUGGCCUCAUGAAAUUGGAAAGAAACAGUCUGGGCCAAAGGGAAGGUGUUGGUGGGGGCUGCAUGGGCCUCACAGCUGAACCCCAGAGACUCCAGAAAUGCAGAAAGAGCUUCCUUCGAUGUCUCCAGUUGCCCCUCCAGGACAGCUGGUCAGGGCUGCCUCUGCUUCCUGCCGGCAGCCUGUUAUCUAGGGGUGGCAGGUAAGAGCCACGGCCAGGUUGUUGGCAGCUUUCUCUUCGCUUACAGUUCCUGGUUUAUCCUUCCAUCUGUGCUCCGUUGACACAUGUGCGAAAGCAGUUCUCUGCCCCCACCCAGGAAGCUGAGAACGCUGUGAGCAGCAUAGUUUGGGCCCUGGUUUUUCACCCAGCGAGGGUUCCCGGGCAGCAUAUGGGGAACAGACCACGCGGGUCCCCCGAAGUCUCCGGGCAGCCCCUGCUCCUGACUGCAGAGGCACCCUCAAUGUCCCCAGUGUCGUGCAGAAGGCAGGUCCUCCCGGAAGGCCGGAUCAGGCUGGUGGGCUAGGACAGGCGGAUCCGGACCCUCACGCUGGAGUGGGUCACCAGGGCGCCAUAGUGCCCCACCCAGGACCGCGUGUCCCGCCCGUACUGCUCAAAAGACACGUAGCGGAUGCCCUUGCCGAAGUUGCUGAAGACGUGGGAGACCUGCGUGGGGAAGGGGCGCGACCGGCUGAGGACCUGUGGGUUCCUCUUCCUCCACCUGAACAGACAGAUGCCUCCCAGGGCACCAGGCUCUGUUCUAGGCCCUGGGGAGGCAGCAGUGAAGAAGGCAGCGUAAAGACCCUGUCCCACCCCCCUCAAGCUGACAGUAACUCGGGGACUCACACCUGAAGAUGGAAGGGACAGAGGGGACCCUGCGGGAGGAAGGGUGGGCUGUCAAGUGAUUUGGCAAAGGCCCCAGUGAGGGGACAUUUGAGCAGAGACCUGGAGGAGGGCAAGGAGCCCAUGGGGAUCUGGGGGAAGAAUGUUCCAUACCAGAGACAGUCCAUGCAAAGGCCUGGAGAAGUAGGCGGGGUCAGGAAAGUAAUGGGGCCUGACCACUGUAGGUCACCUGACCACUGUACCUUUUGCAAAUUUUUAAAUUUAUUUAUGCAUACAAGAUAAGGGGUGUCGGCAGUGAGAGAGUGGGGAACAAAACAGGCAGAUGUAGUGAAAUACACUGCUGAGGGGAGCAGUGGGCGAGACAGGAAAGGUCUGCCACACCAUGUGUGUCAGCUCCCUGGCCGGCUGGCCUUGAUAGCGCUGUGUUUAACCCCUGCACCAUCAGGGAGGCCCUUUGCAAAUUUUUAAGAAAAAUGAGAUAAAACUUGCCUCACAAAAUUGAAGCUGUACAAUUCAAUGGCUUUCAGUAUAUUCACAGUGUUAGGCAGCCAUCACCACAGAAUGUUCCGGAACAUUUACAUCAUCACAGGGAAAAAAAUCCUCCCAUGCCUCAGCCGUCACUUCCAAUUCCUCCCUUCCUGUCACUGCUGGGCCUUGGGGCUCCACCCUGCGCAGUCACACACCAGGUGGCUUUCCCGGCCUCUUCCCCUCAGUGGUGUGUUUCCAUUCCUUUCUCUAGCCGUGGGUGGGACUUGGGCUUUUACUUGCAGAUGUAUCCGGGGAGGGCUGUAAGCAGGGGAGACUAGUGAUCUGACUAGUUGGAAUGGGGUGUUCCCACUGCUGAGCCUGCCUUGGGAGGGUGGUGGGUGAGGGGCGGUGGGUGAGAG